Molecule: messenger RNA, 1820 nt
Organism: Arabidopsis lyrata subsp. lyrata
Lineage: Eukaryota; Viridiplantae; Streptophyta; Magnoliopsida; Brassicales; Brassicaceae
Product: molybdate transporter 2
Exons: 1
Coding region: 249-1628 (459 amino acids)
Biological process (GO): molybdate ion transport
Molecular function (GO): molybdate ion transmembrane transporter activity
Source: RefSeq, a predicted model, not a curated record
AAAUAAUUUUUGACAUGGUCCCGGGAAAUUUCAAUAAGUUGUUUUAUUUUUAGACACAAAGCAGAAAGCAGAGCAUAUUCUUUCUUAUGGUUAAUAUUUAUUUGCACGUCGUUAAAGCAUUGGACUCGUCGAUGUCUGAAAAGCCGUCUUUUAUCCAACUUCUCCGGGGAUUCUCAGUCUUUUUUUCUUUCUUAUAAAAUAGAUUUGUCAACAGAGAGAGAAACAGAGCACUCACUGUAGAUCCAAUCAUGGACACAACUACCACUCCUCUGCUCCCCGGUGAUCGCAGCCGAUGCGGGUGGCUCCGCCGUCGCCUCCGUCUCAAAAACCCUCUUUCUUCUGAACUCUCCGGCGCUGUCGGUGAUCUCGGCACCUUCAUCCCCAUCGUCCUUACACUAACUCUAGUCUCCAACCUCGAUCUCUCCACCACUCUCAUCUUCACAGGUUUCUACAACAUCGCCACCGGUCUUCUCUUCGACAUCCCUAUGCCCGUCCAGCCCAUGAAAUCCAUCGCCGCCGUCGCUGUCUCCGAAUCCCCACAUCUAACUCCUUCUCAGAUUGCCGCCGCCGGAGCAUCCACUGCCGCCACGCUUCUCCUCCUUGGCGCCACCGGAGCCAUGUCUUUCCUCUACAACCUCAUCCCUCUCCCAGUCGUACGCGGCGUCCAGCUUUCUCAGGGUCUUCAGUUCGCCUUCACCGCCAUCAAAUACGUCAGGUUUAAUUACGACGCUGCCACUCUCAAACCCUCUUCUUCUCCUCGUACUUGGCUUGGCCUCGACGGCCUUAUCUUGGCUCUAGCUGCUCUGCUCUUCAUCAUUUUGUCCACCGGCUCUGGCAACGACAGAGACCUCCAAGAUGGAGAUUUUGCCGAGACCUCAAGCAACGAAAGCCAGUCUCGCCGGAGAAGACUGCGUCUUCUGUCUUCAAUUCCAUCAGCGCUAAUCGUGUUCGCUAUCGGGUUGGUUCUCUGUUUCAUACGCGAUCCAUCCAUUUUCAAAGACCUUAAAUUCGGUCCCUCGAAAUUCCACAUUCUGAGAAUCACUUGGGAUGAUUGGAAAAUCGGGUUUGUGAGGGCGGCGAUUCCUCAGAUUCCACUCUCUGUACUGAACUCAGUGAUCGCCGUUUGCAAACUAUCCAACGACUUGUUCGACAAGGAACUCUCCGCGACUACAGUGUCCAUCAGCGUUGGGGUGAUCAACUUAAUCGGGUGCUGGUUUGGUGCUAUGCCUGUCUGUCAUGGUGCUGGCGGGUUAGCUGGGCAGUACCGAUUCGGGGCAAGGAGUGGAUUGUCUGUUAUCUUUCUCGGGAUCGGGAAACUGAUUGUGGGUCUGGUGUUUGGAAACUCGUUUGUAAGGAUUCUGAGCCAGUUUCCGAUUGGAAUUUUGGGGGUUCUGUUGCUAUUCGCGGGAAUCGAACUGGCAAUGGCUUCCAAAGACAUGAACUCCAAAGAAGAUUCCUUCAUCAUGUUGGUCUGCGCUGCUGUGUCGAUGACUGGCUCGAGUGCAGCCUUAGGAUUUGGGUGUGGAGUUGUUCUUUACUUGUUACUGAAGCUAAGAACGUUAGACUGUUCUUCGGUAACUCUGUUUUCCCGGUCAAGUGAUGGAUCGCAGGUACCUCGUGAUGUCUAAGUUUGACCAACCCAAAUGACUUGAUGAAGAAGUACCUAUGUCGAAACGGCUUCGAGUGCGUCUUCUGUCUUCGAUUCAUCGGGUUGGUGCCCUGUUUCGUCGAGUGUAUUGAGAUGUGAAACCAUUAAUCAAUGUUUUCAUUGCUCAACUUUGUGCUUAACAUUAUAAUAAUCUGGUAUAAUUAAGGACUAA